AUGAUGGUUGGCGAAGUAAUUGGAAACAUCAAGUCCGUUAGAAAAAACAUUGACAGCGACUUUCAAGUUUGGUACAAACAAAUAUUAGACCUUGCUGAGAAAUUGGGAAUUGUUGAAGCUAGUCCCAGAAAGACAAGCAUACAGAGGAAUCGCUCAAACAUUCCUAGUUGUAGUCCAAUUGAUCAUUACAAAAAAUCUGUGGCUAUUUGCCUUCCUGAUUCUCUGAUUAUUCAAUUGCAAGACCGAUUUUCUGACGAAAAUCGCCACGCCCGUCACUUGCUUUAUCUAGUACCCUCUAUCACAACUCAUAUCACCUUGGAGCUAUCUGAAGCAACAGAGGGCAUGUUGUUCUGGGAGAAUGACCUUCCAUUUCCCAAAUCCCUUGGGAAUGAGCUGCGAAGAUGGCAAAUUAUGUGGCAAUCAGCAGAGAAGGAACUUCCAAGUAAUCUUCAAUUAGCACUUGGCGCGUGUGACGAGGAUGCUUUUCCAAACAUCCAUCGUCUUCUUCUCAUUACAUGCACCCUACCAAUCAGUAGUGCGGAAGCUGAGCGGUCCUUUUCGCUCAUGAAACGGAUUAAGACGUGCACCAGAUCAACGAUGUGUGAAGAGUGCUUUUCAGAUCUCGCUAUUAUUGCUGUGCAUUACCCUGAGAGAUUCGAGGUAGACGAGAUAUGCGAGGCCUUUGUAAAAGCUCAUCCUGGGAGACUCUUUCAGGCCUCGUUGUUUGAUUAA
Molecule: messenger RNA, 732 nt
Organism: Pocillopora meandrina
Lineage: Eukaryota; Metazoa; Cnidaria; Anthozoa; Scleractinia; Pocilloporidae
Source: the annotation of a GenBank genome assembly